AUGGACAGAAUGGAUGUCGACAUGGCCAUGCACCAGCAGUCAAAACGAAUGGCCGGCCUCUCCAUCACCAACGCAACGGGAACCAAAGUCAGCAUUCUGAACGAUAACUCUGCUGAGCUUGAACCAUCGUCAGGCCGCUCCUCUGUCCCACAGUCGCCCCUCUUCUCAAAUAGCCCUCGGGACACCUCCUUCCCACUCAACAAUGACGACGAGCACAGCUAUUCAGCGUCCGCCCACGACCACUACCUCCAACACAAUCACAACCAACAACAACAGCCACCACGCAAACGGCGUUCCCAAGACGCCCCCUACGAAACCGCUCGUUCUUCUUCCCUCACCAACGCAUCAACUCCCAUCUACUCAGCCGAGGAACUCGCUGCCUCGCAAUCCUCCCUGGCCUCCUCCUCCUCUGAUUCCAAGUCUCUGACUCCUGGCUCACAACGCAGCCGGAGUCUCAGUGGGAGUUCGAAACAAUCCCCCACCAUUUCAUCGUCAGCUGGACCCACGACACCAACAUACCCAUUCUUCACGCGAUCGUACUCGGAAGACGGUACGUCUGAGGACCCGUCAUCAGGUCGACGAAUGUCAGACCCAGCCAGCGACACAGGUCUAGCAGGAGUCGUCAAGCGCAAGUACUCCUGCAUAUUCCCCGGCUGCAACAAGUGCUUCACCACAAGUGGUCAUCUUGCGCGCCAUAACCGCAUCCAUACUGGCGAGCGCAACUUUUCUUGCCUCUUGCAAGGCUGCCCAAGCAAGUUCUCAAGACAGGACAACAUGAUGCAGCAUUACCGGACGCAUAUCUCUGCGAAGUCUCGCCGCGGCAUGGCCAAGAAGCCCGAUUACUACGCACAAGGCCUUGCCGCCAACCACUCGCAAGAAGUUUUGAGCAGUCGGGAACAUAGCCCGGCAAUGCACCUUGCCAAGAUGAAUACUUCUCGCCAAGGGUCCCGCCAAAACACUCCACCCCGCUUCAGUCCCUUUAACCGUAGCAACAGCGUCGACUACCCAAGCAACCGCAACUCGGCCGAGCUUCACAACGCCGGCGGCAUCCUUCGUCACAAGAACUCUGGUAUCCUCCAGACGCAUCAGCAUCAUACCCCACUCCCCCACUUCAAUGUCCAUGCGAUGUCGAUGGCCCAACAACAUGGCCAGUCUGGACAAGGCUCCCCGGCUCAGGGAUCUAUGCCAUCACCCUUGACGCCUAAUGCAGGUCAUCCUUCGGGCUACCACCACCAGCCUGCAUAUGUCUCUCAUUCUCACCUCUCGUCGUCCAAGUAUGCAGUUGACACCUCAAGACAUCCUUAUGCACAUCGAUCGGAUGCUGCUCUUGCCUCUCCUACCUCGCCCAUGACGCAGGACGUCGAGCGGAUGGAGGGAGUGGCACCUUCUCUUGACCAGGACCGUCCCUACCACCACCGCCAUCACGGACAGUAUGCCGGGGCUCAACAGCAGCCUUCGUCUGGCCACUACCAACAGCAAUACCCUUCUCAGAAGCAAUAUCAUCGUCGAUCCUCUUCCCCUCAACCGCAUGCUGGUCAUGCUCAUGGUCACAAUGGCAAUGGCUACCAGCUCCCUCCGCUCUCUCUCCACAACCAGGAAAGACUUGCGUCUGAGAGGGGCUCGGGCCAUCCCCACCCCCACGUACCCAUGCCACCUUCCCCUCAAUCGACGCCUCAGACGCCCACGACCAAGUACCGCUUCGAUCCUAUCCAGGACUGCUUGCAGCAGGAAAAGUACCAGCAGCGUGAGCAUGGCGAGCAGCGUGAACAGCAGUACGAUCACCACGGCCGGCACCAUCCCUACGGCAUGAACGAAUCCCAGGAGGAUGAAGAUGGAUCAUCGACCACUGCCCGGUCGUCUGCAUCGUCGCUGUCGCUCUCUGGCUCGAACCGGUCCUCAUUCCAUGGGUCGCACUCGUAUGGCCAACAGCACAAGCUGCAACAACAUCACCCUCUGCAGCAGGAGCAGCACCAGCAGCAGUCGUUGAACUCGAGGCAGGAAACCGAGCUCUCUGGAUUGGAUCAUCUUGCCCAGAUUGUUACCACCUAUGGUUAA
Molecule: messenger RNA, 2055 nt
Organism: Linnemannia hyalina
Lineage: Eukaryota; Fungi; Mortierellomycota; Mortierellomycetes; Mortierellales; Mortierellaceae
Source: the annotation of a GenBank genome assembly